This is a messenger RNA of Daphnia magna, 2290 nucleotides long. RefSeq names its product synaptotagmin-4 (gene Syt4). Gene Ontology annotation, biological process: regulation of dopamine secretion; calcium-ion regulated exocytosis; vesicle fusion. Bases 161 to 1723 code for a protein of 520 amino acids. The record is from RefSeq and is a predicted model, not a curated record. The transcript is spliced from 8 exons. Gene Ontology annotation, cellular component: synapse; axon; membrane. NCBI's taxonomy places the organism in Eukaryota, Metazoa, Arthropoda, Branchiopoda, Diplostraca, Daphniidae. Gene Ontology annotation, molecular function: calcium-dependent phospholipid binding; SNARE binding; clathrin binding.
GCUCCCGGUCUUGCUGCUGUUCCCGUUCAGUCGAUCUUGUACCGGGGAAAUGAGUCAAAGUGUUGGAUGUUAGCAAGGUCUAUUUACUGUACACAGGUUACUACGGUGCGAAAGUUUAAAGCCUCGCUCCUAGUUUGUGAGUUUUAACGUGUAGUUCAACAUGGUUAUUACGGUGCUCGUGGAUAUUACCAAAUUUGCCGUGAGCACCCCGGCAGUGGUGGGCAUCUGCCUCGGAGGUGUCGUUCUCCUGAUUUCAGUUGCAGCCGUCAGUUGCUUUUGUUAUCGAGGCCAUCAGCAACAAACGAGGAAGAAAAUGCGAUCACCUGGCAGUCACCUCGGAUCAGAGAGCAGGCCAUUGGCUUUUCGUAAGCCGGUGGCCGUCAAAAGCCCCAACAGUCAACAACAAUUGACACAUUCGCAUUCCAUCAGCGGAGGCUCUUCGGCAGCCAUCAGCCAUCACAUGAAGAAAUCGCCAAGCCCAACAGGAGCUAAAACUCCUCCGGGUUCCUGCCCUAUCGGCAAAUCUCCAAGUCCACUUUCAGGAACGACGCCUUCCACCUUGACCCCAACCUACGAAAUGAAUAGCCCGCAGGUGAGUCGAAAGAAUUCGCUGGUGGGUACGACCUGUCGUUCUGGCAACAACGCCAUUCAAGAGGAAAGUGUUCAACAGCAACGCGAGACUGUCAUCCGCUUCCAACUGGAGAAUGAGGUUACGCAUCCAGCCAAAGCAGAAUUAAUCAAAAGCGACUUGGUUCCUUCCGCCUCCGCCCACCAGGACAAUGUCCCCGGAGAAAUUGACGUGAAUAUGGAUGGAUCCUACAGCGAAGGAGGAACCAACAAAUUGGGCCAACUCUAUUUCAAAGUUAGGCACAUUGUGGAAAAGAGCACGCUGAAUAUUACAGUGGUUCGAUGCCAAGGGCUACCAGCUCGUGAUUCCAAUGUCGGUUCCAGCGAUCCUUACGUCAAGCUCCAAUUAUUGCCCGACAAGCAUCACAAGGUCAAGACUCGCGUUCUUCGUCGUACACUCAAUCCCGUUUACGACGAAGACUUUACUUUUUACGGCAUUGGCAAGAACCAACUGCAGAGCCUGACGCUCCAUUUUGUCGUCUUAAGCUUCGAUCGAUACUCUCGUGAUGACGUCAUUGGUGAAGUGUUGCUGCCUGUUAACGAAGCUCUGGAGGAAAUGACAGACACGGUCGAUUGCAAUAACGCUGACAACGGAAACCACUCUGGCGCUCUUCUGUCCCGCGAAAUCGCACCCCGCAGUCACAAGAUGAGGACACAUGGGCGAGGCGAGCUCUUGGUGUCGCUUUGUUAUCAGCCCCAAGCUUCUCGACUGACGGCCGUUGUGUUGAAAGCACGCAAUAUUCCCCGCAUGGACAUGACUGGCCUAGCUGAUCCAUAUGUCAAGAUUUACCUUGUGCAUAAUGGGCAACGAGUGGCCAAGAAGAAAACGCACGUCAAAAAGCGCACUUUGAAUCCGGUUUUCAAUGAAUCGUUUGUCUUUGAUUUGCCGGCUGGCGCCACUUCGCUGGACAGUAUCAGUCUCGAAUUUCUCGUCCUCGACUGGGACCGAGUCACCAAAAACGAAAAUUUUGAACAGGAAAUCGGACGUUUAGAAUUGGGUGGAACCAAAAGCAGCGGAACGGCCUUGCAUCACUGGAAUGAGGUGAUCAAUUCACCUCGCCGUCAGAUCGCUGAAUGGCACAAACUUAAGGACUGAAUCCAUCCAGCCCUUCUGCUGAUAUCAUGCUUAUUUUCCAACUAGUAUUCCGUGGACUCCAGUCAAUUUCCUCGCCAUUGGAAUAUAGGACUCUUCUGAUCUUUUUAAAACUAUACAUAACACCUGAGUUUAAAACAACUCCAUCUAUGUUGCUAUUGUUACAUAAAUUCUAAUUGCAGCUCGUUGUAGACCCGGAAUGCUUUUACGUGAACAAAAUGUUUUCUCCUUACUGUCCACUUGCCUACAAUCACAAUUUGAUUCGCUAAAAAAAAAAAAAAAAUGGCUAUACACUUUCCAUCCACUACUAUAUCAAUUAUAUAGGCGGAAUCUUUUUCUUUUUUCUUUCGUGCUCGGAACGAAAGGUGACGAUGUAUUUAUAGAAGCAAAAGAUUUUACGACUUUUUUCUUGUUUGUCUGCUAUUAUAUUCGACAACGUGAAAACAAACUCAUUGGCUCCUCGAUUUCCUUUUCAUUUGUUUCCGAAAAUAUUGUUGACUAAAUUUUCAUGCGAUGUGACGAAAGAAUGUAAAAUGUGACGAAAUCAAUACACGUCAGUUUAUUGGGCAA